Paramecium sonneborni is the source of this 324-nucleotide messenger RNA. Lineage: Eukaryota; Ciliophora; Oligohymenophorea; Peniculida; Parameciidae. The record is from the annotation of a GenBank genome assembly.
AUGUCAAGUGAAAAAAAAAUUACUAGAUUUACAGACAAAGAUGAUAUAAGAGAAAUACAAUCAAACGUAAGAAUAAAUAUUAAAUUAAUUCAUGAAAAGAGCAAAAUGAAAAUAGAAUUAUCUGUUAGAAAAUAUAGUGUUGGUUCAUAUAAACAAUCAAUCAAGUUUACUCAUAUGACAACAGGAGAUUCUAUAAAAAGUUCGGCUAUUGCUAUAUUAAUAAGCUCUUUAUUUGUGUUUUGUUUUAUAAUGGUAUAAUGGAUUAAAAAUAUAUUAAGAUAUUUAAGCCUAUAAAGAAAUUGCUAAAACUUAAUUAUUAAUUGA